Juglans regia (Persian walnut) is the source of this 1887-nucleotide messenger RNA. RefSeq names its product protein COBRA-like. The transcript has 6 exons. Gene Ontology annotation, cellular component: plasma membrane. Gene Ontology annotation, biological process: cellulose microfibril organization; plant-type cell wall cellulose biosynthetic process. The record is from RefSeq and is a predicted model, not a curated record. Lineage: Eukaryota; Viridiplantae; Streptophyta; Magnoliopsida; Fagales; Juglandaceae. Bases 143 to 1510 code for a protein of 455 amino acids.
GAGAAGGCCAACCUCCAUUUCCAGCCCCCCCCCCCUCUCUCUCUCUCUCUCUCUCUCUCACGGAGCCUCUCUGCAGAUCUUGAGCUCAGACAGUGCUUAAAGCCUUAAACAGCACAUCCAAUAACAAAAUCUGUAUCAAGAAAUGGGAUCUCUUUCUUCUUCAGCCUUUGGACCCGUUAAGCCUAGCAGCUUUGCUCUUCUGCUUGUUUUGUUGCUUUCCUGCUCCAGUUUUAGUUCUACAGAAGCCUAUGAUGCACUCGAUCCAACUGGAAAUAUCACAAUCAAAUGGGAUAUAAUGAGCUGGACACCAGAUGGCUAUGUUGCUGUUGUUACUAUGUAUAACUUCCAGCAAUAUCGCCACAUUCAAGCACCAGGAUGGACAUUGGGGUGGACAUGGGCGAAAAAAGAAGUAAUUUGGAGCAUGAUGGGGGCACAAACAACGGAACAAGGGGAUUGUUCAAAAUUUAAGGGGAACAUUCCACAUUGCUGUAAGAAGGAUCCAACCGUGGUGGAUUUAUUGCCAGGAACUCCAUACAACCUGCAGAUUGCUAAUUGCUGCAAAGGGGGAGUGAUGAACUCAUGGGUCCAGGACCCAGCCAAUGCGGCAAGUUCAUUCCAGGUCAGUGUGGGUGCAGCUGGAACAACUAACAAAACUGUCAGAGUACCUAAGAACUUCACCCUGAAAGCUCCUGGGCCUGGAUAUACUUGCGGGCCAGCAAAGAUUGUGAGACCAAGUAAAUUUGUGACUGCAGAUAAACGAAGAGUCACCCAAGCUUUGAUGACCUGGAAUGUUACUUGCACGUAUUCACAAUUCCUUGCUCAAAAGACACCCACCUGUUGUGUUUCUCUUUCCUCCUUUUAUAAUGACACAAUUGUAAAUUGCCCAACUUGCACCUGUGGCUGUCAAAACAAUAUAACAGACCCUGGGAGCUGUGUAAAUCCAGAAUCUCCAUAUUUAGCUUCAGCAGUAACAGGCCAAGGAAAGUCUAGUAAUACCCCUCUGGUUCAGUGCACCAGCCAUAUGUGUCCCAUCCGAGUCCAUUGGCAUGUUAAACUCAAUUACAAGGAGUACUGGAGGGUGAAGGUCACUAUCACGAAUUUCAACUACAGAAUGAACUAUACACAAUGGAAUCUUGUUGUGCAACACCCCAACUUUGAUAAUCUAACCCAGAUUUUCAGCUUUUAUUACAAGUCCUUGACUCCUUAUGAAGGCUUAAAUGAUACUGCUAUGUUGUGGGGAGUCAAGUUUUAUAAUGAUUUUCUUAGUCAAGCCGGCCCAUUCGGGAAUGUGCAGUCGGAACUCCUUUUCCGCAAGGACAAAUCAACUUUUUCUUUUGAAAAGGGAUGGGCUUUCCCACGUAGGAUUUAUUUCAAUGGUGAUAACUGUGUCAUGCCACCUCCAGAUGCAUACCCAUGGUUGCCAAAUGCUGGUUCCCGGCCAGUUAUCUCCCUAGUUUUUCCAGCCUUUACCAUCAUGGCUUCUUUGGUAUUCUUAUUGCCUUUUGCAUAGUGAGUAAUGCCCGGGCUAAGUUACAAAGGCUACAUGUUCUACGACAUUCUUGAGUUUUUCAUACCGUUGCUUCAAGUUCAAGCAAUAUAAGCGGGGUUCAGGUUAUGGCAUCUCACUGCAAAAUUCUGCUGUGUUAUCUGUUUCAUGUGUUGGCGGUUAGGCUUUGCUGCAAUUUUUAUUUAGAUUUAGCUGUUGAAUUCCUCAAGAAUAUGUUCUCAGCAAUGUAAUAAGAAAUUUAACUUAUAAUAUAAUAGUUGGUGUAUGAUUUUUAUCAUCUUGAGUUGUACCGUGGUUGUAUAUCAAUGUUGUUAGAGUUCCAAAUACAUUAUUGGAUUUAAUGCUACAUUACAGAUUCAGUUUACUUAUUGAUAGAUUCA